AAACCAGCAUAUACAAGUUUAUCCUAUCUAACAAAAGACCUGAAAUACAAGCCACAUACUUGUCUGCCAUAUUAUCAUGCUCCCAGCUCAACUUAAACUCCCCUCCAACACACAACACUUUUAACACAUAUGCAUACACACACAAUACUAUAAUGGAAGUGACAAUCCAGUCUCUUACUGCAACAAAGUUUCCAUUUUUUGAUUGUAGGCCUUCUAUUCUUGCUAACCAUUCUUUUACAUUUUCUGGGUUCAAGAAAUCACCUAAAGAGCUUCAAGAAUGCCAGCAGAGGAAGCUCAGAAUGCAUGCUUCUGGUGAUGAAUGCACUUCUACCAAUGAUGAAGAUAGAGAAAGAUGGCUUCUUCAUUCACUUGAUAAACCAGGAAGGCGUCAGUUGCUUGCUGUUGGGUCAGCAGCAGUCCCUUGGAUGUUGCUGUCGGACCAAACAAUUUCAUUUGCUGCAGAAUCAAAGAAGGGGUUCUUAGGAGUUACGGAUAAGAAGGACGGGUAUUCUUUCGUCUAUCCAUUUGGGUGGCAGGAGAUAGUAAUUGAAGGACAAGACAAAGUAUUCAAAGAUGUUAUCGAACCACUGGAGAAUGUCAGCGUAAAUGUAUUUCCAACUAGCAAAGAGGACAUUCAUGACCUUGGCUCACCUCAAGAUGUUUCUGAAGCUCUCAUAAAAAAGGUAUUGGCGCCUCCUUCGCAGAAGACAAAACUAAUCAAGGCAGAAGAGCAUGAUGUUGAUGGAAAGACUUACUACACAUUCGAGUUUGUUGCCAAAGCUCCAAACUUCACUCGCCAUGCUCUCAGUGCAAUUUGCAUCGGAAACGGAAAGCUCUAUACCGUGACAACGGGAGCCAAUGAGAGGAGAUGGGGGAAGAUGAAGGACAAACUGAACACUGUGAUCGAUUCCUUCAAAGUCUUCACAGUCUAUGAAACAUAGUUUCGCUCUGCAGAUGUACACUAUUCGCAAAUCCAAUUGCUUCGGAGCUUAAAAAUUAACUAGAGACCUCUGUAUUACAUAUGAGCAAUUUUGUCAUGUAAAAUCUGGUACAAGCUGUUUUUUUGUAUAAAUAUAAUGGUAGGCAUAUACAUAAGCACAAAUCUUGAAGAUCUGUAUCGCAAUGGGAUUGUUUCGUUAUCUUUA
Messenger RNA from Daucus carota subsp. sativus, 1145 nucleotides. Its product is annotated as psbP-like protein 1, chloroplastic. The record is from RefSeq and is a predicted model, not a curated record. Gene Ontology annotation, molecular function: calcium ion binding. Gene Ontology annotation, biological process: photosynthesis. NCBI's taxonomy places the organism in Eukaryota, Viridiplantae, Streptophyta, Magnoliopsida, Apiales, Apiaceae. Bases 153 to 941 code for a protein of 262 amino acids. The transcript is spliced from 7 exons. Gene Ontology annotation, cellular component: photosystem II; photosystem II oxygen evolving complex; extrinsic component of membrane.